This is a messenger RNA of Vitrella brassicaformis, 1666 nucleotides long. Lineage: Eukaryota; Vitrellaceae. The record is from the annotation of a GenBank genome assembly.
CGGCGAGGAACGGCCAGGAAUCCUGCGAGCUCUCGGCCAGGACAACAGCAAAUAAAAGGCAAACGAGAAGCAGGGCGGACCUCUCGAAGCGGGCACCGGCAACCUUGUGCUUUUCGACAUUUCGCGUAUCUGCACGAAUCUUUGGGUCAUCGCUCUCCAGGUGAGGCAACGAGCAGCAAACGAGAGCCUUCUCUGCACUCAAUCGAGGAGUCAGCAAUCAUAUGUUGCUUUGUGUGUUGUGUUUGUCAGAUGAAGCGUGGCUUCCUGUCGCCGAAGGCGGAGCAGAGGGCUGCAGCUGCCGCAUCGACUGCCGAGGAAUCAGUCAGUCCUCAGCGAAAACGAAAGGUACAACGCACACUGACGUUCCUGAAAUGCCCGCAAAUGACUGACAAAUUGCUCGGUCUGUGUGUUCGCCCAGGCGAGGCCUCCUCCUCGUGUGUCUGCGGCCAUCAAACGGCAGUUUCCCCACCUCGAGCAUGCCUGCGGCCGGCCACUCCUUCUGCUGCAGGCUUCCCUCGGCCCCUCGCUGUUUCUCACUCCCACCCCCGCCAAGGCCCGGUGUCUGGUCAUCGACUUCGCCCACAGAAACACCCGCCGCAUGUGGGAAGCGGUCUCACUUGAGGUCGCAUAUCAGUGGGGGAUGGCUGCAGUGACUCUCGAGAAGCUGGUGGUCCGCUAUCCGAAGCCGGCGGUGUCGCGGCGGGAGCGCAGCAAUGCACCGAUGUGGUGCAUGGGCGUGUGGGUGGCGAUACUGGAGGGGCACGCCCACGGGCGGCAGCAAGCCAUCGCCGUCAAGAACAAGGCAGACAAGCGGCCCGGUGACACCAACGAUCUGAUAGAGAUCAGCACGGGCGUGCCGGUGCCUGCGGAGCUGAUGCAGCCAAUGCACACCAGUGGCGUACCAUUGGCUUCAGCGCUACCAGCACUUGGACACAACACGUCGCAGGCAAGUCGUCAAGUGACGGUGUGUACGUCAUGAUGGAAAUUGUGCGUGUGUGUUUCCUUCAGCCGUCGGGCGUGUGCUCCCGAACGGCGUCGGCAGCAGCUUCCAAUGGGUCGCUGCGGGUACUGGAGUUCGAGGCGGUGGACAUUGGAGGUCCACAGGAGUGGGAGAGAGGAGACGGUGAUGUGGCCCCAUCUUCGCAGCCCCUCCCUCCCAAGACUGAUGGCGCUGUCCCUCCUCGCAUCCUUCCCGUUCACCUGCCGGCCCUCACGGAAGAGGAAGAAGAAGAAGAAGAAGAAGAAGAUAAUAAUAAUAAUAAUGAUGAUGAUAGUGUUAACGGUGAUGACAACGGUGAUGCCAAUGCGGUGACCUCUUCACAGCCCCUCCCUCCCAAGACUGAUGGUGGUGUCCCUCCCCGCAUCCUUCCCGUCUACCUGCCGGCCCUCACGGAGGUCCGCAACAUGCCCGUCGAAGUCGCAAACGUGCGGAUGGAUCGCUCUUGGUACGACCAAUCAACAGCACAGAGAGGGAGAGAGCAGGAGGGAGAGGGAUGGGGCACUUGAUGGGAUACGUUGUGUAUGUGUAGGCACACACCUCAGAUCAAAGUCCUCACCUUCACCAAACUUCCCACAGUCAUCUUGUCUGCACGAGGAUGUCGGCGCUGAGUGGGUGCGGGGCUGCACGAGCCUGGAGGCGCUGGUGUGCGACGACUCCGGCAACGGC